CUAACCUAUAUUUCUCGAACAAUGCAAAUUUAAAGGGCGACAAUCUCGCGAAAGUAACAUGUCAACUCACGAAUACAUUUAUCCGAUCGACUGACAUUGACACGCGUCAUCGCGAAAAUGUUCGCCGAACCGUCCUCACGAUUUGCAGCACAAACUUGAUAUCUAUUUCGAGUGGUUAACGCGAUGCGUUAAUCGUUUAUUUAUAACAUUGCUGUGCCGCUUUUCCAGUCGUCGUUUACGAAAUCAACGUAUUGUCGCAUUUUAAAAUGUUCUAAAUUUUAUUAUUGAUUGCUUUUUUUUUUUUUUUCGCCGCGUACGAGAUAUGGAUGAGGUUUGGUUUCAUUUUUCGAAUCAGCUCGAAACAUUUCAGGUUCAAGCAUCUGUAGCAGUUCAACAAGCCCAGCAAUCGUGUAUGACAUGGCUAGCUCAGUUGCAACAGUUUAUCCUACAGCUCUGCGACGAGCAUUAUGCACAGCAUGCCAAAGAUAUUGUGCUGCAUUUGGCUACAUCUGUACAAAAGGGUUGGCAAGAAGUUCAAUUUCAAUAUUACAAUGCCCAAUGGAAUACAGUAGAUUUUUAUCGUCAAUUAGGAACCAUGUGGGCUAAUAAAGUAUCAAGAAGAGAAGCAAUAUAUUGCUUAACGGGCAUAGCAAUUGGAACUGUAAUAGGCUAUUAUAUAGGUGUACAUUGGAAACCCUCUUCUCAUCACAUACAUCAUGUAAAAGCUAUAGCUUGCCAUCACUAUUAUGGUAUCGAGGGUGUGUUGAUGGUAGACGAUGUCGAAAUGCCAACGAUCAAAAAAUCGAACGACUUAUUAAUACAAGUUAAAGCCGCUUCACUUAAUGUUAUUGAUACAAAGAUAUGUUCUGGUUAUUCUAGAAUUUAUAGAAAAUUACUUAAUUCUGGAAAAGAACUGCCUGUAACUUUAGGGAGAGAUUGUGCAGGAGUGAUAGUUGACAUUGGAAAAGGUGUUAUCAACUUUGAUAUUGGAGAUGAAGUAUUUUUAGCCGUUCCAUCGUGGGCUUCUGGCACGAUGGCGGAAUAUAUAAUCGUUCCAGAAACGCAAGUAGCAAGACGGCCUAAAUCUUGUAACUUCGAAGCAUCUGCCAGCUUACCAUAUAACGGCUGCUUGGCAUGGGAUGCUCUAGUUAAUAAAUCAGUUAUUAAUGAAGGCAAUGCCAAAGGAAAGCGAGUUCUCAUUUAUGGUGGAAGCACUCCAAUUGGUUGCAUUUUAACGCAAUUAGUUAAGUUGUGGGGUGGAUAUAUAGUAACUAUAUGCAAAAUAAAUGCAGAACCUAUAAUGAAAGCACUAGGUGCUGAUGAAGUUAUAAUAAUAAACGAAACCGAUAUUGAGAAGGAAUUACAAUUGCACGAUAAAUUUGAUGCAAUUUUUUAUACUGAUAAUCAAUCCUUUCAAGAACAUAGUUUAAAAAAAUAUUUGCUGCCUCAUGGUUCCUAUGUAUCUACUAUUCCCGAACAAUUAAGAUCGGAUUCGUUAGGAUUUAUUUGUGGAAGUAUAUUUGCUGGAUGCGUUAGGAUAAAAUUAUUGGUUCAGUAUAUGUUCGGAUUUAACAUGCAUCAGUGGAAGGAGGGCGCAAAAUUGAAUGUUGCAUAUCUGCGAGCUUUAUGCGAAUUGACAGAUGCGUAUCAAUUGCAAACAGUUGUAGAUAGAGUGUAUGCACCAUACAAUAUUGAGCGAGCAUUGCUCCAUGUUUUAGAUUCGAAUUCUAUCGGUAGUACGAUUAUUACGUUUCAGUGACAUUUCAUUGCCAUUAGAAAAAAAAUUUCUUCCACGAUUACCUCUUUUGUAUAUAACAUUAAUAUAUAAUUUUGGUGCAAACUGCCAAAUACAAUUAAUAGACAUUCAUAUUAUUGCAAAGAAAAUGAUAGUCAAAAUAUUUGGUGCUAAAAUAAAGACUGACAACAUAAUACAAUUAACAAACCAGAAUAUUAGAGCAAAUGUUAAUACAUAUGCUACUUUUUUCGAAAUUCUUUUUAAAUCAACGAAAAAAUGAAAAUUUGUAAUAAAUAAUCGUA
Molecule: messenger RNA, 2037 nt
Organism: Nylanderia fulva
Lineage: Eukaryota; Metazoa; Arthropoda; Insecta; Hymenoptera; Formicidae
Product: NAD(P)H oxidoreductase RTN4IP1, mitochondrial
Cellular component (GO): mitochondrion
Molecular function (GO): oxidoreductase activity
Source: RefSeq, a predicted model, not a curated record